Melozone crissalis (California towhee) is the source of this 1383-nucleotide messenger RNA. It is a transcript of the gene HEPACAM2, whose product is annotated as HEPACAM family member 2. The record is from RefSeq and is a predicted model, not a curated record. NCBI's taxonomy places the organism in Eukaryota, Metazoa, Chordata, Aves, Passeriformes, Passerellidae. The transcript is spliced from 9 exons. Bases 1 to 1383 code for a protein of 460 amino acids.
AUGCUUUCAUGGAGCCCUUUAGCCAACUUCUUUUGGGACUUACAGUGCAAAAUAUAUUUUCUGCUUGUAGGGAUUUGUUCUGCCUUGAAAUUGACAGUACCAUCUCAUACCAUCCAUGGUAUUGAGGGGCAACCACUUCAUCUUUCUGUUGACUACAAUUUCAAUGCUACAGCUUCUGAAAUCCAGAUAAUUUGGCUUUUUGAGAGGUCUCAAAGUAAUCCAAAAUAUUUGCUUGGCUCUGUAAAUCAAAAAGUAAUUCCAGACUUGGAAUACCAGCACAAGUUUACCCUUAUGCCACCGAAUGCAUCUUUGAGGAUUAACCCAUUGCAUCUCAGUGAUGAAGGCAAUUACAUUGUAAAAGUCAAUGUCCGUGGAAAUGGGACCAUAGCUGCAAGUCAAAAGAUUCAAGUUGCUGUUGAUGUUCCAGUCACAAAGCCAACUGUACAUACCGAACCAUCUUCAGGAGUAGUGGAGUAUGUAGGGAAUAUUACCCUAAAAUGUACUGUGGAUAGAGGAACAAGGGUAGUUUACCAGUGGAUGAAAAAUGGGAAGCGUCUUCAUGCUGGCCCUAAUUAUAUCUUUUCAUCAAACAAUGCUACACUUCUAAUUGUUCCUGCAGUAAAAGAAGACAUUGGGAAUUACAGCUGUCUGGUAUCUAACCCUGUCAGUGCAAUGGAAAGUGAGAUAAUUGCACCAACCAUAUAUUAUGGACCUUAUGGACUUAGAGUCAAAUCAGACAAAGGUCUGAAUAUAGGGGCAGUGUUUACAGUGGACGUGGGGCAAGUUGUACUGUUUGACUGCUCAGCAGAUUCAAACCCACCAAAUACCUAUUCAUGGAUUCAAAGGGAUGACAAUACCACUCAAGUAAUCAAAUAUGGACCCCAUCUGGAAGUUGUAUCUGAUAAAGUGGCCCAGAAGACAAUGGAUUACAUGUGCUGCGCUUUCAACAAUGUGACUGGGAAACGAGAUGAAACUCACUUCACAGUUGUUGUUACGUCUGUAGGGUUGGAAAAGCUGGCCCAGAAAGGAAAAUCUUUGUCUUCUCUUGCAGUAAUAACAGGAAUUUCAUUAUUUUUGAUCCUAGCUAUGGCCUUUUUAUUCCUAUGGAAAAGGUAUCAGCCACAUAAAGUGAUACAACAGAAGCUACAGAGCAGGGCAGAGGCUGAUUACAGAAAGGCACAGGCAUUUUCAGGACAUGAAAGUGCUUUGGAUGAUUUUGGGAUAUAUGAAUUCAUCACUUUUCCAGAUCUUACCAGUGGCUCUAGGGUUUCAAGUCAAUCUGUUCCUGGCCCUGGCUUUGUUGCAGGCCAGGAUAUGCUAAGUACGGUUUAUGAAGUUAUUCAGCACAUUCCUGAGCAGCCAGAACAAGACCACCAACAGUAA